Molecule: messenger RNA, 7416 nt
Organism: Gadus chalcogrammus (walleye pollock)
Lineage: Eukaryota; Metazoa; Chordata; Actinopteri; Gadiformes; Gadidae
Exons: 8
Coding region: 5657-7288 (543 amino acids)
Source: RefSeq, a predicted model, not a curated record
GCAAAAAAUGAAAAUCUAUAAAAGUGUAAUAAACUUGAAUUUAGCAUUUUGGUCUUAUUACACUUGUUUUUCAAUGUAUUUUCUUAGUAAGACUGAAUAUUGUUUAGAUUAUUUGACUUGUUUCAAGAAAAUUCAUCUUUUUCAUCCUACCUAGAUAAUAAAACUAAUUCUGAGCAGCUUUUUUCUUAAAAUAGCACACAUUACGGACUGAGUCGCGUUAACAUUUAGACUGUGAGUACAUUUUUACUUGUUUCAAGACAAUCCAUAUUAACCUAUUUUAAGAACUGACCCAUCUCAUUAAGAUAUUCCAGCUAAUCAACUGUGAUUGCAUUCAAAUUGAUAGGGUCAUUGAGAUUGUCAUUCAUGAUUUAGCUUUGAGAUUCUGAACCUCACCGGUGGCCCGUUCACGUUGCAGAACAAAGUAAACUACAAUACAUCAUAACUACAGUACAUCAUACAUAUAAGCUUAUUAUAAUAGAAGCUCUGCCUUAAGGAUUAACAUACAGUAAAUAAAGCAAACUAUUUCUUCUGUGCUGAUUCACUCAUUUAUUUUAAUACAUCAUACCUUCUCAUACAACAAAACGUCAGUUAGGUCAUAUUUUCUCAAAACAUAUGUUUUACUAUUGAAUGGUACAGGGUGGUAUGCAGUGUAAUCAGGUAGUUUUUCUAAAUCUAUAAACUCUGUUGCCUGUGCAGCAUUUGGCACAGCAAUUUCAUAUGAUUGUAAAUCUGUAUCCCAUUUCAAUGUGUCAAACACUUGAUAUUCACAGCAAAAUAAAGAUGAAUCAAUAACAUAAAUAUUACUUAUUAGUCCAAAAAUAGGGAGCCCAUCAUUUGAGUCUGUGAUUAUUAAAGUCUUUCCACUAAUGUACUUGUUGCCAUUAAGAGACAUCCAUUUCACAGAGAUUACAUGAUGGAAACUGUCAAUAUUCAAAAAAUCUCUAAUCUUUGAACCGACAUAUGCCUCUGAGGCCUCUGAUACCGCUGAUGUGGGGCCUAAUUCUUUUUCAUGAGCAAAUAUAUUGUUUGUUUGAUAGGUACUUUCGACAAUUUUGCUAUGAUUUACAAGAGAUUUGCAGACAUUUUUAUAAUUUAAUUUAGAGGACCACUGUUUAAAAAAACAAUGCUUAGACUCAAACCUCAUGCACAUGUGUCUAGUCAAAGGACCCAGUGCUUCAAUUUGUGAGGGUAAAUGUAGCAUAUAAUGUUGCUUAGGGGUUAUGUUGUUGUCUGGGAAAAGUUGCCUAAAUUGUUUCAGAUGCUGCUCUAUCAAUACUCUCAGUUUUUGUAAGGUUUCCGUCAUCACAAUAGGAGCAAAAAGAAUGUGAGUUAUUUGAAUUAAUUCGAUGAUAAACUGUACAUAGACAUUGUCCUUGAUGCUAUUCAUAAUAAAAGGGAAUAUCUUCAGAAAUAUCAGCAUCUGUCCAGAAGACUGUUUUAGUUUGUUAUCAUCAGAAGCCAUUGUACUCACACUGAUUGGACAUGGCUUGUCUUUUAUAUCCCUGUUUGAAUAUGGAAAACCUUGUAUAACUGAAUUUAUAGAGUCUAGAUCAAUAUGCCCUGACAAAAUAAUGUGCUUUAAUGCACAUUUUAUUUCCUGUUGCACAACACCCUCAAGCAUGAUGUGCAUUAUAUCUUGAGGGGUUUGUUGAAUGAGAUCAUAGCCUGGAAAAUCUAAAAGUUUACUCCUUCUUUUUAUACCAUAGGUAGUCAUGAGGGCAUUUUUAAGAGAGUCUGUACUGGCCCUCUCUAUUUCUCUGCACUGCCUGAUGUGACUUUGUAAUGUUCUUGGGGUAAAACUAUUUUCAUCAAAUUGGUUUUGCAUUGUCUCAAAGUCACACUCACAAUGCCUACACUUACUGAAAGCAAACCCAACUCCAGAUUUAAACCCGGCCAGGUCAUGCUGAGCAGGGGUAUCACCACAUAUUGAUAUUACUGCACCAUAUAAUAUAGUCUCACUAUUUCCAACUUCAAUGUUGACACCAUUGUACAGUUCCUUCAAAUCCUGUUCAAUUCUUGUUAAUAUAACAUCAGCACCAGCCUCUGAGAUAUCCUCAGCUUUUGCAAUGGCAAGACGUCUUAUGGCUGCAAGCUUAGACCUAAACUUGGGGUUUAUGUUUCCUACAGUAUAAUAAAACAUGAGUAACUUGUUCUUUGAGGCAUGGGGUCCAAGAGGGUUGCAAAUCUCUAUUUCAUCGGAAUACAAAAUUAACUGUAAAGCAGUUGGCUUAACAGAAAACAAUGGAUGAGUUCUGAAAAGGCUGCCAUUCACAAUGUCACGGAGAUAUCCAUUUUUGUUACAAUUUUCUGGUGGAUUACUGACCAUGCUAAAAAUUCUAGGGUUGGAUAGCAGUUGCUGUAGACUCUUGAUGAGAGGAACAUAGAAAAAAACUUUGUUUCUAAUGGUAAGAACCCUUGAAGAGCCUCGCUUAACUCUACACAGUGUUUGUGAAAUUAUAACCUCCUCUGGUUCCACUGGUUUAAAUAGUUCCUCAAUGGUUUGGUCCUGCAUGUAAGUUGUAGUCAAGUUGGAAAAUGGAUCUGGAAAACCCUCAAACGUUGCCAAAAUCUCAUUUCGGAGCUGGUCAAUGCUGACUGAAGGGUCAUGUCUAUCAAAGACAUCCAUCACUCUGUCCUGCAAGGUUCCUACAACAGCCAUUUGUAACUGCUGGGUUUUCCCUAUAAUCCUGUUGGUAUUACCCUGUAGUGAGAAGAGGCAGAAAAGCACACUAUUAUGGCAUUACAAAGACUAUGAAUGACAGGAUAUGGGUGAAAACAUAAAAUGUGUCACUCAGAAGAAUUUUAUGUAGUAUUCACAUCUUUUAUUGCAAAUACAAUUUAAGUAAAAAUGUGAUCUGUCCUCAGUGAAACCCAUAAAAUCACAAAAAAGCAUAUCCUACCCGAGAAAGACAGCAAGUUUCACGAACAUCCACGGUAAAGGCGGCUGCAUGUCUGGACAAUUCCUGUUAAAGUAGCAGAUUCAGCUUGUUAAAUGACUGUUGUCAAAGUUGUUUUUGCCAGUGCCACUUGCAUUACAGACAAUGAUGCAUUCUGGGUUUGCUCAAAUUCACAACUAAGUUUACACCGGUGUAUGGGUUAUGCAAGUGGUUCCCAAAAAUGUUCUAGGACCUAAGAAUGGGUUACGCAGUCCACAUAAUUGGCCAUUACAGUAGGCCCUAUCAUAAUUGACACAAUGCCAUCAGGACUCACCUGCCCUUCUCACAUGACCUACCCCAGUAACAUAUUUAGACUAUUAUGUCAAGACAUAAACAUUCCUAGGUGAAUGCUUUGAGCACAUCUCAUUGGGCCUAAGAAAAAAAAGAAGUUUGGUUACGGUUGGUUGUCAGGUUAGGUCAUGGGUCGGUAGGGUAUUUAUUAAUUUAUUCAUCUAUUUAUUUAUUUAUACGCUGAUUUUUUUUGUAACUGUAGCAUAACUUACUUAUAACAACUAUACAUCUCGUCUACUUCUCGAUCGUGUGUGUACCAACUCGCAGACAGCGUGCGUGCGGCAGAUACACAAAACAUAUCAAAGGAGGGGAGGGGCUUUCCACGUUACUUGACUUGUGGAUCAGAGCAGAGGGGAAAUAUUCUAGUGUAAAUGAAAGAGUAAAGGAAAACCUCGGCAAAAACAUUUCCCUUCUAUCCUACUGACUGAAUGGAAGCCUUCUUCCAACAUGACGAAACGAUAAUAAUGUUCAUUAAAAAUCGCGAAUACUCAUAAUGUUGUCUAUUGCAUUUCGAGUCGGGUGGUCAUCUGUAGGCUACUGUGUGUGUCGGUGUCGGUGCAGAUGUAGGCUGUGGCCAACAAUGACAAAGUUAUCAUUUGACAGGCCUUUUCAGGGAGAGGUUCGCUAUGUAAGAAGAACCUACAUCGUAUUAGUUUGCAAGACUGCUGCGAGGCAAGUUGGUUUAAAAAGAAAGAGCUACAACGCUAACUUCCAUGUUGUAGCAUAAUAUGGUGAGAAAAUAGGUGCAUCUACAGAAUAGGUGCGUAACUCUGCGGUGACAUAGUUGGGCUUUCCUAAUAUUCUACGCGGAGAUGGAGACCCUGGCGUGUGUGUGUAUUGCCCGAUGCGAUAGUCUACGAUGCAAACUCAACCGGAACCAACAAUUUUUUUUCUAGGCCUUAGCUAUCCACACCAAUUGAUUUGCAUUCAUUCAUUACAAAUGGUUGAAGAAAUUCGAUCAAUGUUUGUAUGCCUACCUUUUCCUUGUUAGAUUGCAGUUGUUCAAUCCCCCCGCUCUCCUGGCAAGCGUCAUCUUCUCUAAAGUCAACCUGCGUUGUGUUCUGCCUCAUAUUGGUAGUUGGAGUAGAAUCUUGAACUUGGUGGGUAGCUGGAGUGAUACAGUUGGAAAAAAUAGGUAGGCCCAUGUCGAAUCGUUCACCCCCAUGGCACCUUGAGCUAACUGGAAUCAAGUCCCUGGGCGGACGACCAUUGGCGAGGUACGCUGCAUGCCUACGCUUGAUGUGAUAAUAGAAUGAAUUGAAUACCCGGUAUUCUUCUUUGCACCCAUCGAUUCCACAAAUCACACGGAAGUUUCGACUACGUCCAUGCACCGUGUUAAUGUGGCUUAAAAACACUUUUAAAGUCAGUGCAAUAAAUGCAAAGCAAAUCACACAUCGCCAACCAGCCAUCCUCACAAAGUGUUCCUAACUAUGCAUUGAUUGAUUGAGAUCCCGCGUUUUCGCUUUCCCGCUUUCUCGCGAUGGACAAUUCCAUACAAAACCGGGGGGUUGGGGUGACUGACCUAAUGUGAAUUGUGUGAUUGCACCCAGCCUCUUUUACCCAAAUAGUAAAUUUCUUUUUCAAAACUGGAGACGAAACUUUUAUUGACUGCUAUAGUUGACUACUUCAUAACUCUUCGAUUUUAUUCCACAAUUCCAUGCACUCCCAAUUCGGGCUGACUUGGAUUCGCCUAACGACUUCUCCGUUUAAAAAUAUAUGCGCGUUCUUUUUACCCUGGCUGCUGCUGCUGCAAGGACGUGAGAAGAGGAGAUAUCAGAAGAUACAGAUACGCUAUCAGGUGUGUAUGAAACUUUCAGACCAUAGAGGGUUGGAGAUUAUUUCAGUCAAAGAUCAUUUGAGUACAUUUUUAAAGGAGUCGAGGUUCCGGUAAAUUAAAAAAAUAAACCUAUUGGAAAAGGGGGCCAAAGCUUCGUGCACCUUGCACAAUCUCCAGAUGGCUAAUGCUAACUAUGAUACCUUUGGUGCAGUUUGCCUUAUGUAGUAACCUCGCAUGAUAUGUAGUAACCUCGCAUGAUAUAUUUUACUCUGCUAAUUAUAUGUUAUACAUUCACCCGCUGUCUUUUGUUGGCAAUGGUUGGCAUGAAUGACAUCGUCAAUCCCCAAGUAUAAGGUUUCCCUUUAGUCUGCAUGUUAACACGUGGGGGACGCAUGAGCAUAGCGACAUCGUCCUCGCAUUGGCCAUUUUUGGUCUCAAACAUGCUGUUGAUUACUUUGACUAAUGCGGCUAUACUCCGCCGUAAAUAAUGUGAAGUGUUAAUGAUUAUACUUUACCUAAAAAAUUCUGCCUGGUUUUAAAGGCUGGCUCUGCACGAUUUUCUGUCUAAUGUAUAGCUUGUUUUGACAGUAUUUUGUUUUUAUUCACAGUUAACGAGUGAGUUGUUUCCAGCUGCUUUGCUCACAACGGGCAUAUGGACGGCAAUAUGGAUAAGUUAGACCGUGUGGCCAAAGACAUCUUAACAGCUGCCAAUGUCGAUAUGGAGGCACUGAAGAUGCUUUCGAGAGAAGAGCUUCGCGACCUCUUCCCAGGGCCUGACCAUUUUUUGCGAAGAAAAUCUAUAUGGGAUCUGUGUCACCCUGUGGAGAAGGCCUCAUGCAGCUCUUCUGCCGCCUCCAUUGAGGUCAGCAACGGAACAGAGUGUGCGGCCACUGGAACCAGUAGUGGGGGAAGUGACAGCAAAGAGGAGGAGAAGAGUUGGGGGACUACAUACAGAACACUUACACUGCCAAGCCCCCAAUACGUGAUAUACACUGAUAGUGAAUUGGAGAAUGUGAAAUCUUACUUUUUUCAAUUGAAAAGAUUUGGUAGAGCAGGAGAGUGUGAGCUGUCCAAAGAGCUAACAUGUAGACUGAUCCGGAAUACAAUUACCAACAUGGUGUCAGCGGUGAGGGCAUUGCACUGUGAAGAGAAGCAGUAUCCAUCGAAGGAGGACCUCGUAGCCAUGGCCAAACGCCUGGUGAUCUACUAUCCCAUGCUCUCUGAUAAGCUCGACAUACAGCGUCCAUGGAUUGAAGUCUACAAACGACUGCAAAAGAGAAUCCACAAUGUUCGAUCACCGAAGAAAAGCCAGGGUGGCACUCCUGCAAGGGGGGAGAGAAAACGAAAACUGAAAUAUACGGAUGCCGAUGACACUGAUGAUUCCACCACAUCUACCAUUCUCUAUACGGCAAGCCCCAGCAGCACCCCUAGCACCCCUGAGGUCCACACUCCGCCCUCCACUCUCCCUGAGGUCCACACCCCAUCAACAGGCACUCCAGUGAAAUAUGCAGCUGUUGGACACGACAGUAGGAUGUCUCAGGCUAGGCACUACAGACAUCUCCAAGAGAUGUGCCGGAAGAAUAAGCAAAACCAAGACGAUGUCUCACAGCUCCUUGAACUUGAAUUUGAGGGAAGAAGGCAGUUCAUCGAUUCGGAGACCCUCAAGGAAGCCGACAGACCUGGCAAAAUCCUUGAGGCCUACUCGUGCUUCAAGAACAUAGACCAUGUUCUUGAGGAGCUGAGACGAAUAGUGGCGAAGGACAACGUGCAUUAUGUGAAAGAGCUGAAGGAGCGCUGGGCAGACUACAGAACCAAACUCUCCUUUUAUGGUGUCUAUAAGAAGGUCCUGAAGCCACCGAUGGGACUACCUGCUGCCAUUGACCUGAUCAUCUCCCUGCCAGAUAUGUUCCCUUCUGGUUACCCCGCACCAAAGAAGUUGUCAUCUCCAUCAGAGGCACUCAUUCAUGUUCUGCGGCCCACAGAGGCCCCAGAAAUGUAUCUGAGAAGACGGCCACUAGCCACACCGUUCAUCCUGGUAGGAGAGGAGGACUGCUUCCUCUGCGCCGGAAAUGCCCCUGUUGUGUCCUUUGAUAGGAGCAGUCUUGCUGAGUCGGUCCUGUACGUCAUGGCGUACUACUACGCAUUUCGCAUGACGUAUCCAAAAUGUGUGUCAUCGGUUCUGUUAUUCCUUCAGACCGAGGUCUUGGGUGAUGCAAUUCAUGAGAAAGACCAAACAGCAGCUUUUAAACGUGCCAAAGCUGACUGGCAGGCCUUUCUUAGGUAGGGUGUAUGAGAGAUGCACGCUCAGGUUCAUGGUUUGAAUAGUUCAGGUUGCUCAGGUUCAUUGUUUGAAUAGGCCCUGUCUCGAUCAUAUCUUCAUUGUUAGGCCUGCCAGUCAGCUUUGGCACGUGG